Thalassophryne amazonica is the source of this 1997-nucleotide messenger RNA. RefSeq lists its product as uncharacterized. Bases 136 to 720 code for a protein of 194 amino acids. NCBI's taxonomy places the organism in Eukaryota, Metazoa, Chordata, Actinopteri, Batrachoidiformes, Batrachoididae. The transcript has 2 exons. The record is from RefSeq and is a predicted model, not a curated record.
GGAAGUGAAUGUGGAAGAGCAACUGAAAGAUAUAAAGAUCUGCUUCCUUCCUUCUGAAGUUUCAUAGCUUUCUGCUCACAGAUCCCUCGGCUGCUGCGAAACUGAGUCUUUGUCCCAGUCUCAGACUGCAAAGCGAUGAUUGGCUUCAGGACUUUACCCCACCUCACCAUCUGCAUCCUGCUGGUCUAUUUAACGGCAGCAAAGAAUGACGCUCCCUGCCAGCGCACCAAAUGGAACAAUGCCUUCAGCACCUUCCUGAAACGACACAUUCCUUCUGGCACGCCUGAAUCUCUUGACCACAACGAGUGGGAGAAGUACAUAAGGCAAAACUUGGGCUGCAACAGGCCUACGCAGUCCUUCCUCCAGCCAAAAGACAUGGACAGGGUGAGGGCUGUCUGCACCAGCGGAGGGGGGAAGGUGUACAAGGACAAUCUGUGCAUCAGCACGACUCCCUUCACUUUUGUAACGGUCAGGAGUGAGUCCGGGACCUGCGGCAUCAGGAACAUCCGUGAGGAAAAAAAGCACUUAAUCCUGGCCUGUGAAAAGCUGGAAAACCAGUGCCUGCCUGUCCACUUUGAGGGAAAUCCUGGAAAUGUCAAGCCUGAUAAUAACGCCAGAGCCUGUCAAGACCCUCAGAGUCCAGACUCCAAGGCUCCUAACCUUAAUCCAACGUGGCUCUGGGUGUUGUCUGUCAUUUUUAUUUUUGUUUAUACCUACUAACUUAUUGAAGCAACAGAUACAUGCAACAUUGAUAUUGCAUUUGACUUUUUCUCUUUUUGGUAAAUGAAGACGGUAAGAGUCACAGAGGUUUUUUUUUUUUUUUAAUUGGGGGCAUUUCACUCUUAUGCUGCAUUUCCAUGUUUGCUGUAUUCAGCAGACGGUAAACCAGGUGUGUCAUUGUUUUCACUGAGGGGACGAUGUUAAAUUGCACCACCGCUAUCUGGCACUUUUACAUUUACUGUUUGAUGUAGUGACAAAGUCAAACUGUAUGUUGUAUUGUCUGAUAUGAUGAGGAGCAAGAGAUGGAUCCUUCACGUGUAAAGACACCUGGUGUUAUUUAGGUAAAUGCAAAUAAUUUCUGUUAUUACACAAAGAAUUUUCAUUUCCAGUAUCUCUAUACGUGACUUUUUAAACAACCAUCAUAACCAGGGCUUUCUGUUUUAAUAUAAUGUGCACAAUACUAAAACUCUGUUGUACUGAAUCUUUCAUGUAAGUGAAAUAUAGCCUGUGUCACUAUUCCAGGAAAAUGACCACAUCUCACACCAUCAUCCACCAUCAACUAAUCAGUCAUCACCAGUUAAUCUGCUAUGAUGACCAGUACGAUGUUUUUUUUUUUGUUUUUUUUUUAACCGUCAACAUGUGAUUGCAGCAUGAGGAUUUGUGUGUGUGUGUGUGUGUUUGAUCAAAAUGUCUGGAAAGACUUGAAACUUUAGUUGUAAUAACAGUAUUAAAAUGUAAUUUCAGUCAUCACCAGCAUGUAAAUUACAAUUUUUUUAAAUUUAUGUUAAAAGAAAUCUCUAUUGUGUAUGUGUGCACUCACUGUUGCACUGGAGCAGUGAUGGUCUUGUGGUUAAGCGUUGGGCUUGAGACUAGAGGAUGCUUGGUUCAAACCCGAGCCAGACCCGGCAAUCACUAAGGGCCCUUGAGCAAGGUCCUGAAACUCCAAGUUGCUCCCAGUGUGUAGUGAGCACCUUGCAUGGCAGCACCCUUGAGAUCAGUCUGUGUGAAUAGGUGAAUGUGAGGCAUCAUUGGAAAGCACUUUGAGCUUCUGAUUUGGAUGGAAAAGCACUAUACAAAUGCAGUCCAUUGGCCAUACGUGCGUGAGCUCAGCACAUGGAGUCCUGAGGGGUCGUGACAUUGGGUUCUUGCUUUCAUGACAUUUAUUUCAUUUGAAAUAAUGUGUUUUUUUUGUUUGUUUCUUUACUUAUGAUGGAGAAUUUUAAGUAAAAUCCCUCAUUGUUUUAUUUGCAUGAAUAAAAUGAACAUGCUUGAAAAUA